CAGAGGCUCAUUUCACAACUUACCAAGGGUCAGCUUCCCUUGACACGUGUGAGCUCGGUCCUCUCUGCUCCUCACCUUGUGCCAGCUCCCACCCAGAAGGCCCCCCAGGCAGCCUACGGCAUGAUCUCCAUCACUGAAUGGCAGAAGAUUGGUGUGGGCACCACUGGCUUCGGCGUCUUCUUCGUCCUCUUUGGAAUACUCCUGUACUUUGAUGCAGUGCUCCUGGCCUUCGGAAACCUCCUGUUCCUGGUGGGCCUGUCCCUCAUCAUUGGCCUGAGGAAGAUGCUCGCCUUCUUCUUCCAGAGGCACAAGCUCAAGGGGACCAGCUUCUUCCUGGGAGGUGUGGUCAUUGUGCUCCUGCGCUGGCCCCUUCUGGGCAUGUGCCUGGAAACCUACGGAUUCUUUAACCUCUUCAAGAGCUUUUUCCCUGUCGCCUUUGGCUUCCUGGGCAAUGCCUCCAACAUCCCCUUCCUGAGUGCGCUGUUCCAGAGGCUUCAAGGUGCAAGCUCAAUGGUCUGAACAGUGGAGAUGAGCUCCUUGAACUUGGAUCUUUGAUUAAGGGGCUGGAAAGGAAAUGGGGGCCACUCCCUCAGGCCCCGACCCUGCACUGACUCAUCUCCCAUCAUACUCGGACCUCUCCAAGUCCAGAAGGAAGGAUGGAGACAAGUGACUGACUUCAAAUCCCCAAGUCAACUCAAGAGGCUGUCAAGACGACUGGGAGCAAAGAUCCAGGGCCCCGUAGAGAGGGGCCUGGGGCUGGUAUCACACCCUGCGCUGUAUUUAUGGGAGGAAAGGGAAGGAUUAAACCCCUGAGCUGUGAGUGUG
Molecule: messenger RNA, 825 nt
Organism: Equus caballus (horse)
Lineage: Eukaryota; Metazoa; Chordata; Mammalia; Perissodactyla; Equidae
Gene: KISS1
Product: KiSS-1 metastasis suppressor
Biological process (GO): retrograde transport, endosome to Golgi; endoplasmic reticulum to Golgi vesicle-mediated transport; positive regulation of cytosolic calcium ion concentration
Cellular component (GO): membrane; endoplasmic reticulum
Molecular function (GO): kisspeptin receptor binding
Source: RefSeq, a predicted model, not a curated record